Molecule: messenger RNA, 2072 nt
Organism: Oncorhynchus keta (chum salmon)
Lineage: Eukaryota; Metazoa; Chordata; Actinopteri; Salmoniformes; Salmonidae
Gene: irx5a
Product: iroquois homeobox 5a
Exons: 3
Coding region: 414-1769 (451 amino acids)
Biological process (GO): cell development; neuron differentiation; regulation of transcription by RNA polymerase II
Cellular component (GO): nucleus
Molecular function (GO): DNA-binding transcription factor activity, RNA polymerase II-specific; RNA polymerase II cis-regulatory region sequence-specific DNA binding
Source: RefSeq, a predicted model, not a curated record
UUCUUUCGAUGACUACACCCCGAUAGGAGGAGCGUGAAGAACGUAGUAGGCGUCAGAAUCCUCAAUUUCCAACUUAGCAUCUUGGCAGGACAUUUUCCCAAGCAAAGCCCCCAUCCGAAGGCAAAAAACUUCUUCUACACGGCAUGAGACAGAGUGAGCAAGAGAGAGAGAGAUAGGAAAAAUAGAGAGUAGCAAGCAAACACAACGGUCAGUUGUAGCUGACUAUCAGCGAAAAAUAUAUAUAUAUCUAAGUCUAUGUAUUUGUUUAUAUUUUAGCUUUUUACCACAAUCAUUUAGAGGGGAACAGACAGCGGUCUGUUGAUACGAGACUCCUAUGACUGAAAUCGGACAGUGCAUGAGAAAAUAAAGAGGAAAAGUGCGCAAGUAAGUGGCUUACUUUCGGGGCUUUCACCAUGGCGUAUCCUCAGGGCUAUUUGUACCAGCCAUCCGCUUCGUUGGCGCUGUAUUCAUGCCCGGCGUACAGCACCAGCGUUAUAUCGGGACCCAGGACCGAAGAACUUGGUAGAUCCUCAUCUGGCUCAGCUUUUGCUCCCUAUGCCGGAACUACGGCGUUCACCAGCGCUUCGCCCGGGUACAACUCCCAUCUCCCGUACAGUGCGGAGGCGGGAGCGGCCGCCACAUUCGCUUCAUACGUGAGUUCUCCCUAUGACCACACGACGGGCAUGGCUGGGUCUAUAGGAUAUCACCCCUACGCUGCUCCCCUGGGGUCAUACCCCUACGGUGACCCGGCAUACCGAAAAAACGCGACCCGGGAUGCUACCGCCACUCUUAAAGCCUGGUUGAACGAGCACCGUAAGAACCCCUACCCCACCAAGGGCGAGAAAAUCAUGCUGGCCAUCAUCACCAAAAUGACCCUCACCCAAGUUUCCACCUGGUUCGCCAACGCCAGGAGGAGGCUAAAGAAGGAGAACAAGAUGACCUGGACUCCCCGAAACCGGAGCGAGGACGAGGAGGAAGACGAGAACAUCGAUCUGGAAAAGAAUGACGACGACGAGCCUAGCAAGCCGAAAGACAAGGGAGACUCGACAGACACAGAGUCAGAUCAUAAAUUGCUGAACCCGGGGGACAUAGUGUGCGACAGAUUUAAAGAGGAGAAUCAUGGCAAAGAAACGGAUCCCCUUCUGAGCGACUCGGAAUUAAAAGACCAGGGGGAUCGGACAGAGUUACUGCCCGAGUCUGCUAAACCCACCACCUCGUCUCCAUCCGCCAUGCCUCGGGGAGGAACGGAGCUCGUUGCGCAAGACAAGCCGUCAGAAAUGGGCCAUGCGCCGGGCACAGUAAACAGCAACGUGACGUCUGUCAUUCACUCCUCCCCAUCGGCCCCUAAACCCAAACUCUGGUCCCUGGCUGAGAUCGCAACGUCCUCAGACAGGUGUAAGAGCAGCAGCGACGGGCCGCAGGGUCAUGGGAUGGGUCACAGCACAGUGAUCACCACCAAUGCAGCGUCACCAUCACGGUCCUCCCCACAGUGCCCUCUCCCAAACAGCACAGUCCUAUCCAGGCCUAUCUACUACACGUCCCCUUUUUACCCGGGCUACACGAACUAUGGCAGCUUUGGACAUCUUCACAGUCACAGCAAUCACGGCUCAGGCACGGGCUCCACGGCACAUUUCAAUGGAUUAAACCAGACUGUGUUAAAUAGAGCAGAAGCUUUGGUAAGAGAAAGCCAGAAAGGCAGAGGCCAAACGCAGGUAGAUCUUUGUAAAGACUCCCCUUAUGAACUAAAGAAAGGUAUGUCAAACAUUUAAUACCUUGAUCCCUUUCAAAAAUCCAUCGGACCUUUAUUUAUUAUUUGUGGGUGCAUUACAAAAAAAUAAGAAAAAUAAGAAUAAUAAAGGAAAAUUCUGAGAACAGUUAUUUUCUGAGUAAAUGCUUAUCUUCAAAUCUUAGUUUCUGAAUGGUUAAUCCUAAUGAUGUAACAAGAAUGGUCUUCAUCGCUGCAGCCGCCUGAGUCUAUUUGUAUUAAAGACUAAUAUGUAUAUUUAAUGUAGCAUUUUUGUAUUUAAAAUGGACAAUACACUAUCUUUGAAGUAAAUUAUGAGAAAAAAAUA